AUGCGCGUGUGCUACGUCCUAUUAGCUGCCGCGGCCGCCCUCCUCGCAAGCCACCAAGUUGUCGCCAUUUCAAGUCGCGCGGAAGUGUCAAGAGUGGCUGCAAACGAAGAGAUCCAGUCGAUCGACGCUGCUCCGAACACACAGGCUGCUGAGGACCGGCAAAGCUGCGGACGAAGAGAGAUUGCUGCCCCUAGCAAUUUGGGGCUUUCCUCGGGAAAACGGAGGAUGCCAUCAACAACAGGCGAGCUACCAGAAUAUCGAGACCACGUGCUGAAGGCAUUCGACGAGGCAGGACAGUUGAAGUCGCUCAGGCCUGCUUGGACUGAUGGUAUUUCUGUGGUUGCGGAUGUUGGUGAACGAUCCGCCCGAGCGUCCAGUCGGGUGAUCGCUCCCACGGGCGCCCCGCUCCAGCAACCCAAGAGUCAGAAGGAAAACGCUGCUACUGAUGCCACCACCGCGGCUGACGGCGAUGCUCCCAAGAAGGGAAGAAGCUGGACGAGCAAAACGGCCCAUGCAGGCACAGGCGACUCCGAUAAGGCUGGAAGCAAGCAGAUAAGCAAUCAUAAGGCAAGCUGCAGCCGCCCCGUCGGAUGCUGA
Phytophthora sojae is the source of this 597-nucleotide messenger RNA. RefSeq lists its product as hypothetical. The transcript is spliced from 3 exons. Lineage: Eukaryota; Oomycota; Peronosporomycetes; Peronosporales; Peronosporaceae. The coding region runs from base 1 to 597 and encodes 198 amino acids. The record is from RefSeq and is a predicted model, not a curated record.